AUGACAGUUGGAUUACAUUGUCUUGCGGAUGUUUGUAUGAUCCCAAUCGGGACCAGCAGUGCGUCUGUGUCGAAUGAAGUUACGAUGAUUACUAAAAUGGCCAGGGAAUCUCACCUUAACUGUACGUUGCACAGUGCUGGCACGACGAUUGCUGGUCCUUGGAGUGAGGUGAUGGAGUUAAUUGGGCAGAUGCAUGAAGCUUUGCAUAAGAAUGGGGUUGUUAGAAUCCAGAGUGACAUAAGAGUUGGGUCUAGAGUGGACAAGGAGCAAUCACCCCAGGACAAGAUCGACGUAGUUGAGUCUAAGUUGAAACAGUUGAAUGGGGAAUAA
Molecule: messenger RNA, 330 nt
Organism: Debaryomyces hansenii CBS767
Lineage: Eukaryota; Fungi; Ascomycota; Pichiomycetes; Serinales; Debaryomycetaceae
Gene: ECM15
Product: Ecm15p
Exons: 2
Coding region: 1-330 (109 amino acids)
Cellular component (GO): cytosol
Source: RefSeq, a predicted model, not a curated record